CCAGUAAAUUUCAGGGUGGUGGUGUCUUCUUGGCGGUAAAGAAUAUCUACGAUGUCUCUGAAGUUAGAAUGUUUGAUGAUGAACAGGAGGCACUAUGUAUCCAGAUUAAACUGAAAGAAAUCACCCUCAAAUAUGGACAACGAUCAAUCAGAACAGCCCAGAAAAUAUUAUAAGCUACGAUCUUCACUUAAAAGGCAAAGCCAAAACCCUGGUGGUAACUUGGAUGUUACUAAUGAAUGCCAAGAUGCCACAUUACAGCCACCGCCUAGACGAGUCAGUUUUGCUGCCAGUAGAAACGUCAAACCGUUUUUAGACGAUCCAGAUAACAACACAAUUUGGGAUCAUACAUACGAAGAGGCCAUAAUCAGCAAUACUGACUCAAACAAUGUGCCAUCAUUAGAUUCACAAGGCAAAGUCCAAGAGACUAUCAGUGAAAUGCAAAAGACAAUUUUUGAUACUGAUAUGGAGUUUACAUGUGUUAAUGAUCAAGACACUAUUGGUAAUGAUACUGCCAUGCAAAAGACAAUUUUUGAAACAGAUAUGGAAUUUACAUGUGUCAAUAUUCAAGACACUAUUUGUAAUAAAACCCAAAUGCAGAAGACAAUUUUUGAAACUGAUAUGGAGUUUACAUGUAUCAAUAAUGUUCAAGACACUAUUUGUAAUGAUGCUGAAAUGCAAAAGACAAUUUUCGAAACUGAUAUGGAGUUUACAUGUCUGUCUACAAAUUUCACUCAGAACGAGGAAAUAAAAGAAAAUAUUGUUGCAAAAGCAACACCAGCAAUAUUUGUUGAUUCAACUAAUAAUCUCAGUUUGGAACCCCAAAUCCCUGCAAUUACAAAUAAACGAACUCCAUUUGGUCAAAUUCAUAUUGCUGCUGAUAGUAUCAUGGAGGAAAGUAAAACAUUGGACAAACUUCCCUCUACCAGAAAAUCAUUACAAAAAGCAACUAGAUCUGAGAAUUUGGCUUUGGGAGAACCACAUAAGCAAUUCACUAGGGAAUCCAUAAAUCCUCCAGUAGAAAAUAAAACUACACAGGAAAAUGCGGCGCCUUUUAAAAAUCCUGAAAUUUUUGUUGAUUCUGCUAAUGAACUCCGCUUAGGAUCUAAAACUGUUGUAGUUGAGAAGGGCAAAGAUAAACGAACUCCAUUUGGUCAUGUUUCUAUUGUUGCUAAUAGUAAAGUGGAGCAAAGCCAAACAAAAGUAAAACAACCACGAAUUGAGUCAAUACAUGAAGCAGUAAAUAUUGAAUUGCCUAACAUAGAUGAAGAGCUAAGCAUUGUGGAUUUACACGAUAAGGAUUGUACAAAUAUCUUCACCCCUCCAAAAGUAAUUUACUCGGAGCCGAUGCGUAAUAAACGAUGCACUUCAUUUUUAGAUUUUACUACUGGGUUGUCUCUACUGAGUUCAGCUGGCAAAAAACAGUUUCCAAACAGUACCUUGGACGGUACUCAACAAUUAAUUGAGGCAACAUUUUCGAAACCCAAUAGAAACACAUCUGAAAUAGAAACUUUAGAUAUUUCAUUAGCAUUAGCUGAAUAUAGUUCAUUACCAUUAGUUGAAUAUAAGCCUGUCAAAUUUGAUUAUACUAGUGAAUUGGAAGAUAUUAAGGAGGGACAAGCUUUACAAGCCAAAAUCAGGCUACAGUUUGAACAAGAAUCGAGAAGUCCUAAGUUGCAAAAGUCUCUGUUAAUUGAAAAAGUGAAAAGGUUGUCCAUAUGCAACAAUAAUUGUAUCUCCCCAAAAGAUCAAAGUACAGAAGAUGGUGUGUUACUAGGGGAUUCAUUAUUCGACACCAGCGAAGAAUCGUCCAAAUCCUUACACGAAAAAAUAAUGGAUGUUUUUCAAAACAAUGAAAAACAAGUCAUAGAGUUACACAAAUUCGAAGAAAACUACUAUCUAUGUUCAGCAUUUUCGAAUUUAGUUUGGUGUUCUGUUAAGUUGCACGCUGCAGAUGGGACCGUGGAAAAAAUGAUAGUUUCAGAGGCAAUCGCAGUGGAUUGGACCAAGUCUGCUUGGCCAGCUUUGUACAAAUUGGUAGCGAGUUUUAUUAUAAAUAAACUGCAAAUGGACAAUUUGAAGUCGGCUCUUGGUUCAAAUUUUGACAUGUUAUCUCUCUUGGAUCACAUCAUUAUAGUAACUGAAAAGAGUUCGGAGUUUUUUGUGGAAUUUAUAGAAACAAGGCUUCAUAAUAUGAAAACCCUAGAUGUGUAUGAUGACGGUACAGUUUCCUUUAGGAUAGUCCUCACGGAUCCGCCAACAAUUUGGACAUUAUCCUUAAAAAUGGCUUCGGUGGAAAGUAUUCAGCAAGACUCAUUGGUAGCGACCAGCAGAUGGAAUAAUACCAUCAAUCAAGAGAAGAUAAAAACAAUCCUAAGGAACACAGAGCCUGGUAUCAAUUGCAUUAAGCGGUUCGCUGACGCUGUUAUACAGUAUUUUAUGCAGACUUUAAAUGUGCCUCAAGUAAGAUUUGCUAUCAUAUUUUCUAAACCAGAAAAAUUAACUGUUUUUUUUAAAUUAUUCCUAGGAUAUUAAGAUUAUUUGAAGUGCCAACUGGACUGAGAUAAUGCUGUGAUUGCUUACUAAUACACUAGGGUGGAUAUUCGGUCUGUUCUCACAGAAGUCGCAAACCAGUCGGAAUGUUUUUGAUUGGAGCAAAUCGCCAACAAAGAGUUUUCUAACUGUUUUCAACCAAUUCGCUCUGACUGUUUUGUGAUUUUAUCUGAAAACAUAUAGGUACCUAUUGUCUAUUUAUUUUUGUGUUCUCCUGUCUGAUUGAUAGCUAAGAUGUAAUAUUUUAUGUUUGAUAAGUGGCGCUUUUCACACUUUUGUAAAAAAUGUGGGAAACUCAAAGUUGAAUUAUACUUCUUUAUGUGAAGCUGAUGUGUGUAUUUCAUUGAAAAAAAAAGCCUAAAACUGUACCGCAGUGUGAAAAUUAUUUUAUUUUUUAUAUUUUGUAAUAAUUAUAGUUGGUACGUUAAUACUUAUGUUACUAGAGAAAUAAAUAUACUUAUUAAUUUUUAUUUAAAUAGAAAGACUAAAUAGAGACAUGCUCACUUCAUUC
Molecule: messenger RNA, 3061 nt
Organism: Ceutorhynchus assimilis (cabbage seed weevil)
Lineage: Eukaryota; Metazoa; Arthropoda; Insecta; Coleoptera; Curculionidae
Source: the annotation of a GenBank genome assembly